Molecule: messenger RNA, 1211 nt
Organism: Stylophora pistillata
Lineage: Eukaryota; Metazoa; Cnidaria; Anthozoa; Scleractinia; Pocilloporidae
Molecular function (GO): protein binding
Source: RefSeq, a predicted model, not a curated record
CUGUGUCACCAAAUUCAAGGUGAAAUAUUCGUCCUUGGUGGUUCACUUUUGGGAUUCUUAUCGAUGAGGGAUUCCACGCCAAUGUGAACAGAGAACACUUAAACUAUAAUUCACUUUCUUCCAGCAAUUUCUUCAAACAAUUUCGUCAAACAGCGGAUCUAAUUGGCUGUGGAGGUUUAUUGGUAAAACUUUACAUAGUGCAUGAAUUAGUAAUAUUGUAAGUCGAGGGCUGUGUUCAGUAACCUUUAUAAUCUCAAAGGUCGAUACUGUCGAACGAAAAAGAUCAGUCAUUGUCGAGGUUCCAAUCACAGGUGAGAAAAAGGACAGCGCCUUGUGAGAUGAGUGGAUGUUUUGCGAAAGUUUUUGUUUUUGUGACAUCAUUUCUUCUGGUGGCGGGAAACAAACCCAACAACUGCAGUGUCUACGGUCAUUGUUCUAGCGAUAAAACAGAUUCAAAGAAAAAUUUGACCAACCUAGGGCCAGACUCGAAUUUCGAGAAGAAAAGAAGUCAAUUUCAUCAAACCAAAAAUUAUGUCAAGGAAGAAACAUUUUCUAAGAGAGACAGCACUUUCACCGAUGUGCUUAAAAACCUCUUAGCUAAGGUGGACAAGGCAAAAACUACCAUCAUAGAUUUGAAUAGUGUACCAAAACGAAAUGCUUCUUCUACCGUAAAUCCUGUAACGAAUCCCGUGAAUGUUUCCAAAACAACUGCAGCCCCCAGCACUAGCACUCUCCCUACUGUUGCAACUACGCCAAGUUCAAGUUCCACAUCCGGAGUUUCAACCUCGCCCACGGUCGGAAGUGAGGCCACUACAACUGCGGCACCCACCGUUGCAAGCUCUCCGAGCCCUUCCUCUUCGACCCCGGUCGUGAAACCUACGGGCAACGCCUCGUGUAAUGAAACUUUAGGGGCUUGUGCCGGCGGUACACUUGUGAAACCUGGCGGAAAUAACAUCACCAUCGCUCCUGGGGUCGUUUUAACUCCAAAUGGUGAAAUUAUUUUAACUCCACACCUCCCGCUAUUGCCAGGGGCUGGUCAAACUACAGCGAGUAAACCUUAUCCCGAGAUGUUUCCCGCUUUAUUAGCCGGAUUGGCCGCAGCAACCGGUACAGCUGGAGUAACCGGGGCAGCAGGAACUGCAGGAGGUGCUACCUCGGUUGCCGGACAAGGAGCUCCCCAGACGUCCUCCACUGCUCAACAAAGUGCGUGA